UCUGCAUCCAAACAACAGUUCUUUCCUUUUUCUAAGAAAAUGAAGUUCUCUCUUGUCUCCUCUUGUGUCGCACUCGUUGUCAUGGCUAUGGCAGCUGAAGCUGCUCCUUCCGGCAACAAGCUUUCCAUUCCUUUGACCAAGAAUGAAAACUACAAGCCUAGCGCUAAGGCUGCUCUUGCUAAGGCCAAAGCUAAGUACAUCAAGCACAUCAUCAACCCUCUUCACGGUACUCCUUCCAACGCUACUACUGAUGCUACUGGUGCUGUUCCUGUCACUGAUUACGAUGGUGAUAUUGAAUACUAUGGUGUUGUUGGUAUUGGUACCCCAGAACAAAAAUUCAAGUUAGACUUCGAUACUGGUUCAAGUGAUCUUUGGAUUGCUUCUACCUUGUGCUCUACCUGCACAACUCACACUCGUUACGAUUCUACCAAGUCUAGCACCUAUAAGGCUGAUGGUCGUGCCUGGUCUAUCUCUUACGGUGAUGGUUCUACUGCCAGUGGUAUCCUCGGUACCGACACUGUCAACUUGGGUGGUCUCAAGAUCACUGGUCAAACUAUCGAGUUGGCCAAGAAGGAAUCUAGCUCCUUUGCUAGUGACCCUAUUGACGGUCUCUUGGGUCUCGGUUUCAACACGAUCACUACUGUCCGUGGCAUCAAGACGCCUGUUGACAACUUGAUCAGCCAAGGCUUGAUCUCUUCUCCUGUCUUUGGUGUCUUCCUUGGUAAGGCCUCCAACGGCGGCGGUGGUGAAUACAUCUUUGGUGGUUACGAUUCCUCCAAAUUCAGCGGUACCUUGAAGACUGUCCCUGUCAACAAGUCUCAAGGUUACUGGGGUAUCACUGUCGGUGGUCUUACUGCUGGCGGUAAGAGCGUUGCUAGCUCCUUCUCUGGUAUCCUUGACACUGGUACCACUCUCUUGCUCUUGACUGAUUCUGUUGCUGACAAGGUUGCUGCUGCUUAUGGUGCUACUGCUAACAGCGAUGGUACUUACCUUAUCAACUGUAACACUGCCAGCUUUGCUCCUCUUGUCUUCACCAUCAAUGGCGCUACUUUCCAAAUCCCUGCUUCUGAUUUGGUCUUUGAAAAGAGCGGUAGUACCUGUUACGCUUCCUUUGCCAAGGGUGGUCUCAGCUUUGCCAUUUUGGGCGAUACCUUCUUGAAGAACAACUAUGUUGUCUUUAACCAACAAGUUCCUCAAGUUCAAAUUGCUCAAAUUUAAUACUUUUAAGUAGCAUUUAUUUAUUUAUUUACUUGUGUAUUAUAUCAAUAAACUUUACAGUCUUUUUAAAUCAGGAUAUAGAUUAUUGUAUAAGUGAUUUACCUAUUGAGAGCAGCUGUCAUUAGAUCACCCAUAGUUUCUCCCUUUUUCUUUUAGCACUUGCUCGAGGACACUACUAGAACGCAUUUUUCAUCUCGAGCGUUGCUUUAUCUUUGCCAAACAUGUUUAGAAAAAAAUAAAAUAAAAGUGGUACAUUUUUUUUUCAACGCAUCAAAUACUUUUCUGAAUGCUUCCAUUUUUCAUUUCUUUUACAAACCUAUAAAGUUCUUCUUCAUGGUUCUCCUUGCUACACA
Gilbertella persicaria is the source of this 1571-nucleotide messenger RNA. Its product is annotated as rhizopuspepsin precursor-like protein. Gene Ontology annotation, molecular function: aspartic-type endopeptidase activity. The record is from RefSeq and is a predicted model, not a curated record. The transcript has 2 exons. Gene Ontology annotation, biological process: proteolysis. Lineage: Eukaryota; Fungi; Mucoromycota; Mucoromycetes; Mucorales; Choanephoraceae. Bases 40 to 1218 code for a protein of 392 amino acids.